Messenger RNA from Fusarium sp. VM40, 1275 nucleotides. Lineage: Eukaryota; Fungi; Ascomycota; Sordariomycetes; Hypocreales; Nectriaceae. The record is from the annotation of a GenBank genome assembly.
AUGUUACUUCCAAGAAAUAGAAAGCUCUUAGCAGUCUAUACCUCCUUCGCCAGCAUCUGGGUCCUUCUAUUCCAAGUCUGCAGACUGUACACCUACUCAGACCCAUCCUCGUUCUUCUACGAUCGCCAUCGAGCCUACGAGACGAAGUAUACGGACAUCAGAGAGAAGCAAGCCGACGACUUCCUCGCCCUAGCCAACCAUGAACCUAUAGAAGAACUAUCGAAUAUCUCCCUAAUAAACAACGACGCCGUUACGAGGUCAUCAGAAGAGAAGAGGUUUUGCAUUGGCAUACCUAGUGUCAGGCGGGAGAAUGAGCAGUUUCUACCCAAGGCGCUGGCAUCUCUUGUCCAAGGACUGAGCAUCGAGGAAAGGCAAACUAUCUACAUCACGGUUCUACUAGCCGACGACGACCCUACAAACAAUCCCGCUUUCGGACAAACCUGGCUCGACCGUCUUGCCGAUGAGGUACUCUUCUACGGCAACGGAUCACUGCCUGGCUCCUCAGAAAACUACAAUGCUGUGAUGGGAAAGCAUUCAAACAGUGACCAGGAGCUGACCCGAAACGACCGAGUCCAUCGUGACUACGCAACGUUGAUGGCCUCCUGCCAGACCCGAGAGACAGAAUACUUCGUCUUAAUAGAGGACGAUGUCAUCGUUGCCCAACACUGGCUCGAACGUUUGUCAAAUAGCCUGGACAUACUCGAACGUACCGAAAACCCACAUAAUUGGCUCUACCUUCGACUAUUUUAUUCAGAAACAUACUUGGGUUGGAACUCCGAGGAGUGGCCUACUUACCUCACCCACGCUGUCUACCUUUUUAGUGUCGCCCUGGUUUUAUACCUGUUAUUCACCGCUCUCGAUUCCGCACGAAGAUCACAUACCCUCCACCUUAAAUCCAUAGCCUGGAACAUACCGCACUUGACCUUUUGGACAGCGUCUUUCAUCGCGCUAUACUUCCUUGCUGGAAGACUCACCGUGGAUCCCUACCCAGCAGGUGUCCACGAGAUGGCCAACUAUGGAUGCUGUGCGCAAGGACUUGUCAUCCCACACCAGCAUCUAAACACUUUAGGGUCCGCUCUAGGGGCAGCCCCAGAAGGUGUUGCUGGUGAUAGCUUUAUUGAGGGAUACGCUGAUGAGCAUGGAUUGAAGAAAUAUGCCAUCACACCGAGCGUUUUGCAGCAUAUUGGGAUAAGAGGGUCGUCGGAUAGUGGGAGCACUAAGAAGUUGACUUGGAACUUUAGCUUUGAGAGGAUUGAAGACAAGACAUUAAGAUGA